Penicillium malachiteum is the source of this 1506-nucleotide messenger RNA. Its product is annotated as hemolysin III family protein. The record is from RefSeq and is a predicted model, not a curated record. Lineage: Eukaryota; Fungi; Ascomycota; Eurotiomycetes; Eurotiales; Aspergillaceae. Gene Ontology annotation, cellular component: membrane. Gene Ontology annotation, molecular function: signaling receptor activity. Bases 1 to 1506 code for a protein of 501 amino acids. The transcript has 2 exons.
AUGACCUGUACGACAUCAUCUAUGACCGUGGAAUCUUUAGAGGCCGAGGCGGUCUCGUCUGCCACCGCAACUCCCGGAGAGGAGACUGGUCUCCUGCGGGAUCGCCGCCGGAGACAUUCCUAUCAUGCACCAAGGAAACUCUCCUGUGACUACCAGGAUGCGGAUACUGUUUUUAUUAGGGUCGAACUGUUCCUCGCCGAACUCGAACGCCGUAUGCAUUGGAUCGAACAAUACCGGAAAUCACACAUGGUCCAGAUCGAUGCGAGUUUGAAGCGAGGUUAUGCGACUUUGGAGGCGGUCCGUGAUCAGUGCUCUAUCGCAUCAGGCGAGUUGAUGGGUAGUGGGAAGAAACGGGCCAAGAUCUUGGUGGAAACUCUGGAGGAUCGAUACAAUGAGGCACUGGUAACCAAGGAGACGCUGGAACAAAAGGCCCACGCUAGUAUACGGCUGAUGGAGUCAUUUUUGUCUGAACUGGAGUCGCGGGCUCACGCGGUUCGUGACCGUGGUAUUUACGGUACUUUGGAUGACGGGUGGAAGGCCGUGGACUCUAAGCUGGUCCACGCCCGUGAAGUUGUUGACGAAGGAAUGGAACGUGCUCGUCGAGCCCGCGACUCGGUUCGUGAUAAUAUCGAAACCGCCCUCUCUCUCGCGCAGGAGAAGCGUUUGAUCUCAUACUACGAUCUGCCCGAUCCGUGGAGAGUGAACCCGCAUAUCUUGAAUGGAUACCGAUUCACCACCUCCAAAAUCGAGUGUGUCUCCUCCGUAUUCUCAUUUUCGAACGAAAUGGUCAAUAUCUGGUCCCACGUUAUCGGUCUUGUUAUCGUUCUCGCCAUCGCCUUCUACUUCUACCCACUUCACACGAACUUCCAUCUCAGCACCAAGGCUGAUGUUCUCAUCGCUGCGGCCUUCUUUGCUGCAGCGUGUAAGUGUUUGGUCUGCAGUACCAUCUGGCACACCAUGAACAGCAUUGCCUCUCAAACCCUCAUGGAGCGUUUUGCAUGUGUCGAUUACACCGGUAUCUCCAUGUUGGUGGCUGCUUCGAUCGUGACCACCGAAUACACCGCUUUCUACUGCGAGCCAGUCUCGCGUUGGACUUACAUUCUUCUCACGUUCUCCCUUGGAAUUGGUGGCGUCAUUCUUCCCUGGCACCCGACAUUCAACCGUCAUGAUAUGGCCUGGGCCCGUGUGGCGUUCUUCGUUACUCUUGCUCUUACCGGCUUUGCUCCUAUCGCCCAACUCUCAUACACUCGUGGCUUUCAAUGGUGUCUGUAUUUCUAUGCGCCUGUCGUGAAGAGCAUUCUUGUUUACUUCGUCGGUGCUUGUGUCUACGCCUCGAAAGUUCCUGAGCGCUGGAAGCCCGGUCUAUUCGACUACGUUGGCGGCAGCCACAACAUUUGGCACUUGGCCGUUCUUGGCGGCAUUCUCUUCCAUUAUCACGCCAUGCAAGAUCUCUUCGCUGGGGCUUUUCUCCGUGCGGAGGGAGAAUGCCCGAAUCUGACCUCGUGA